Elaeis guineensis (African oil palm) is the source of this 1303-nucleotide messenger RNA. NCBI's taxonomy places the organism in Eukaryota, Viridiplantae, Streptophyta, Magnoliopsida, Arecales, Arecaceae. The record is from RefSeq and is a predicted model, not a curated record.
AUGAUCCUCUUGUCGUUUUGGUUUUGGAUGGAAGUGCUAUUCGAAUUUUUCUGGAUGAUGAAGAUGAUUUUGCAAUGUUGGCGGAAAACCUCUUCACUGAACUGGAUGUUGAUGACAAAGGAAAGCUUAGUAAGGAUGAGAUACAGAAUGCUCUUGUUCACAUGGGGGUCGAAAUGGGAGUUCCUCCUUUUCCAGAAUCCAGUGAUCUUCUUAAGAACAUUUUAAAGAAACAUGGAGCUGAGGGGGGAGAACAACUGGGCCAGGCUCAAUUUGCACAAUUACUUCAAGCCAUUCUACAAGAUCUUGCUGAUGCUUUGGCUAAAAAGAAUGUAACUUUUAUCCAAAAUAUUAAGGUUUUUAAUGGUUCAAAGUUAAAAAAGGUUCUGGCUGAUAAGGAUCUAUUUGACAACGAGAUCGAGGGUUUGUUCCAGGAUUGGAUUGAUUACACUAGUGAAGGAAACAAGGAAACAUUGCAAGGGUUUUUUGAGGCAAAAGGACCUAAGUUGGGCCUGCCUCCAUCUGAAUCUAAUGAAGCAGUUCUUCUUUUUUAUGAACAAAUUUUCUCAGCGAUCAAUGAUGUUACUGGAGAUUUGACAAGAGAUUCAUUCCAAGAGGUGGUGAAAAAUAUCCUUGAGAAAUUUGUGGAACAACUUGAAGCUAACCCCUUGUUCACUGAUAUGGAGAGUGGAGGCAUUUGAUUGAGGGGGUCACUGAACAAAUGGUAAUGUUAAUUCUAUGCUCAAUGAAUGUUCUUACAACCCUCGUCAUCCGUGAAGCAUGAGAGCUGACACACUGCCUCCUCAAGUUAUUAAGAUUUGUAUCAAGUUUAGGACAAGUUUCGAUGAAGGACAUCAACUUCUGAGCCUUUCAUUCUCGUAUCUCUAGGAUAUUCUAGCCUACAAGCUAUAACCUAGAACCUCAAAAAUUCUAAGACAUCGAAGUAGUAUUGAGGUUUGACUUCUCUACUAAUAAGAAGUGCAGAUUCUCUGAGAAGAAAGAACUAAACUUGUAUCUAGCUGGUUCGCUUGAAGCUUUCCUGGGACUGGAGCCAGCCGUUGGAACUACAUGAGGGAGAGUAGGUGACCCUCUAUUCCACUUGAAUCCUGAUAUUGAAUAUAGAAUCUGUUGAAGAUUAAGUGGAGCAUAUCAGUCAUCUCAGAAUGCUAGAAGUAGCAUUAUUCUGCUACAUGACCAUGUUUACAUCCCACUUUUAAAUCUCCCAGCACCGGCUGCUAGAGUCAUAUCUGUUACCUAAUUAUGGAGACAAGAUUUCUGUGUCUUUAAUUUAAAAUCAUCAAUUUUU